ACUGCUGUGAAUGCUCUAACAUGGCUGGGCAAAAUAAAGCACAUUGAUCCUACUUCGUUCAUUCAUCUUCAAGUAUCCAAAAAUGAAUGUGGUCACAUAUUCUUCUCUCUGUCUCUCCUUGUUUUUGGUUACCUCCUUCUUCAUCCAUCCCUCCAAUGCUACUACUACUACUAUCCAGCAAUCCAAUCUUGUGAACAAAGUAUGUAACCAAACCUCCAAUUACACCUUCUGUGUUGAGUCUCUAUAUGCCAAUCCAAAAACCCCAUAUGCGAAUCGCCAGGAGCUAGCCUACAUCAUAUUUGUCUCAGCAUAUCUCGAUGCCACCAGUACUCAAGAGCACAUAGCUCAGCUGCUUAAUGAGAAUGCCAACACAAGCCAAAGGCCACUUCUCCUAAGGUGUGCUAGAGAUUACACCAAGGCUGUUUCAAAGCUCGCAGUGGCUUACGGAAACUUGGAUUCUGAGACCUACAACUCUUUGGCUAGCUAUUCACGUACUGCAUCUGCUGCUGCUGAUGACUGUCAGGCCGCUUUUAAGGGAACCCAUUCUCCACUCACCACCAGGAAUAAGGAUUUGAAAGGUCUUUGUGAAAUUUGUGUUGUCGUCUCUGAACUAUUUGUCACCUCUUAGUUUGCGAGAUUAUAGUCAUUUAAGAUCUGUAUGUGACUUAGUUGCAGACAUUUCAUAUUUGAUACUAAAAGUGUUUUAUUUUUUUAUAAUUGUAUUGAAUGUUUUUGUUUUCUGCUA
This is a messenger RNA of Quercus robur (English oak), 745 nucleotides long. RefSeq names its product cell wall / vacuolar inhibitor of fructosidase 2-like. Gene Ontology annotation, molecular function: enzyme inhibitor activity. Bases 83 to 628 code for a protein of 181 amino acids. The record is from RefSeq and is a predicted model, not a curated record. The transcript has a single exon. NCBI's taxonomy places the organism in Eukaryota, Viridiplantae, Streptophyta, Magnoliopsida, Fagales, Fagaceae.